AAUAACGUGUCCAACACAACAAUCAAUCAUUUAUUAAAAAUGUCUAUCCGUGCUCUUUGCCCUGAAUUAGCCGAGAAGGCUCGUGUAGAACUAAAUGAAGAUCCUAAAAGAUUAGCUGAAGAUUUGCAACAUUUAAAAGAUUGGAUAGCAAAACAACCGCAUUUAAGAGCUAGAACAGAUGACCAAUGGCUGGUAAUAUUUCUUCGAGGUUGCAAGUUUAGUUUGGAAAAGGCAAAGCAAAAACUGGACCUGUUCUAUACGUUUAGAAAUAUGGCUCCCGAGUUUUUCCGGAUAAAACAUACCAACCCACUUUUCGAAGAUAUAUUUAAUAAGGGAAUUAUGAUCAUACUUCCAAAACCGAUUGGACCUGAUUCACCAAUCGUGGGAAUCUUCAGACCUGGAAUUUAUGAUCCAACAAAGUAUGACAUAAUGGAUGUCAUGGCUGCUACUAACAUUAUCCAAAAGCUAGUAUUAGUGGACAACGACAAUGCAAAUGUGGCUGGUUUCCAGUCCAUAAUGGAUUUAGAAGGUUCUACAAUGGCGCAUUUUACACAAAUGUCUCCAUUCCAAAUGAAGAAAAUGAUGGUGUUUUCUCAGGACGCUGCACCGAUACGUAUGAAAGGGUUCCAUUAUUUGAAUACCCCAUCAGGAUUUGAAACCGUGUUCAACUUGUUCAAGAGUUUCAUGAAUGAGAAAAACAGAAGUCGACUUCAUGUUCAUAACAAAAAUUACAAUGAAUUGUACAAGCACAUCCCUAAAGAUGUAUUGCCUGCUGAAUACGGUGGAAAUGGUGGCACCAUUGCAGAAAUCCUAAAUUACUGGAGGAAAAAGGUCCAAGAUUACAGCGCCUGGUUAGAGGAAGACGACACAUUUGGCGUGGACGAAUCCAAACGGCCUGGGAAACCUAAAACUGCUGAAGAUUUGUUUGGUUUAGAUGGCACUUUCAGAAAAUUGGAGUUUGAUUAAUUAAUUACUAAUUACAUAGCAAAUAUUACAGUAAU
Achroia grisella is the source of this 1001-nucleotide messenger RNA. RefSeq names its product alpha-tocopherol transfer protein-like. The transcript is spliced from 7 exons. Gene Ontology annotation, molecular function: phosphatidylinositol bisphosphate binding. Lineage: Eukaryota; Metazoa; Arthropoda; Insecta; Lepidoptera; Pyralidae. Bases 40 to 966 code for a protein of 308 amino acids. Gene Ontology annotation, cellular component: membrane. The record is from RefSeq and is a predicted model, not a curated record.